GUAGCGGAGCUCCAAGCAGCGCGCACCAGCAGCAGCAGCAGCAAGAGCAAGAGCACAGCAUUCAAACUGUUACAGUCGCAUCUCAAAAUACCGCGACCGUCACGCAGACAGGCGGAGACGCGUCUUACAGUGAGUUAACCCGGUUAAAAAUAGUUUCACGUUUUCAAUUGAUUUAUUGUCAACGAAGACUCGUGUUGACUUGAAAGUUCGGGGAGUCAUUGGAGCAUGAAAACCGGCGUGGAGAGAAGCCCUUGUUCCAAAACUUGCGGGAUCCUAUAAAGCCGCCUUUUCGCCUUUAUUUCCCCAAACCUCGCAAAUCCCCGCGAGUGACGUUGCCUUCCCGGAGACUCUCGUGGAUGUUUCUGCUUACGGUUGCUCAGGGACCUCCCAACUUUGUCAAAGAACAGAACAAAACGAUCAUUAGUUUAUGGUUAUUUUUAUUUUUAUUUUAUUUAAUUUUUUGCUAAAGGAAGAAAGCAACCAGAAGAAUAGAACAGCGGAGGAAGCGGAUGUAUAUCGGGCCAUGGAUGUGACAGUUUACCCGCCGCCUCCUCAACCCCUGACCGCGUCGGAGCACGGCCGACUCGGGCAGCUCUCCUACCCGGAGCCGGCCUUCGGGACCAAGUUGGAAGGCGACGCCAUGUUCCUGAAUAUGCAAGAAACGGGCCUUGACUAUGGCGCAAAUGACCAGUUUCGUGCGCCGCAGCCCCCUCAGCCCCUGAGCAAGGCGACGCCUUCCAACCCUUCCUCGCAGCACUGGCGGAGGGACGCGCACAUUGCCGACACACACCGUCUGCCUUGGUCCUACUCAGUGGCCGGUUUGAGUGAUGAAGACUUCAACAUUCCGCCCAUCACUCCCCCUACGGCGCCAGAGCACAUGUUGCCCCCUCAUCCGCCCCACGAUUCCUCCGGCGGAGCCUACCCACCGCUGGAUGGCGACAGCGGUUCAGCUCCGCACCACCCCUACCGGCUGCAGGGCAUGAAUCUGACCGCGAUGCCCGCCGGUCAGGAUGGGGCGCCCGUCUUGAACCAAGAUGGGGGGACGUUCAGCCCAGACGGGGCAGCCAUGACCAGUACGCUCUCUGUGAUGCAACAAAUGGUAAACUCUGAUUCUCGGUUUACUGGCAGCCAACAGCCCAUUGAAGCAGCACUCGGACCCAAAAACCCAGCGGCCAUCAACCAACCCGGCCAGUUGUCCACUAUCAACCAAUCCCAGCUGGGACUCGCCGCCAAGUCCGUCACCCACAAUUCCCCAUCUCCACCUGCAAGUAAAUCGGCCACGCCGUCUCCGUCCAGCUCGACGCAUGAGGAUGACAACGAUGAUGGAUUUAGGGGCAACGGAGGUGAGAAACGCCCGGCGCCGUUUGACAUCUCCAAGAAAGCCAAGACGCCAAAGAAGAAGAAACGAAAGGACCCCAAUGAGCCGGUCAAGCCGGUCUCUGCCUACGCGUUGUUCUUUCGCGACACGCAAGCCAACAUUAAGGCCCAGAAUCCCAACGCCACCUUUGGGGAGGUGUCAAAGAUUGUGGCCUCCAUGUGGGACGGCCUGGGAGAGGAACAAAAGCAGGUAUAUAAGAAGAAGACAGAGACGGCAAAGAAAGAGUAUCUGAAACAAUUGGCUGCCUACAGGGCCAGUCUGGUCUCUCAGAGUUACAACGAUCCGUGUGAGAUGAAGCCGCCGCACUCUACCUCGUCACCUUCCUCUUCCUCCUCCGCCUCAAUGUUCACAUCCAAGCCGUCCGUCUACGCGGGCCAGCAGCCUUCCUCCGGCUCGCUCGCCCACCCGCUUCAUCCCCAGCAGCACCCGGGCAUUUACAUGCCGUACCCUCACCCGUCCAACCUCAGCCACCACCCCCCGAGCCCCGGUCUGGGACACCCUCACCUGGCCCCGCCUCACCCUCAGAUCCACGCCCAGCUUCACGCCCUGUCCUCCGGAGGAACCGUGCCGCGACCCGGUUUGCCUCACCAGGGGGCGCUGUCCCUCGGCGGCGUGGUGCAAGCCUCCACCCCGCCCCACCGGGUCAGCCCCCCGCUCCACGGUCAGGCUCACCUGGGGGGGCUGCACAGUCCGCAUCGGCAGCAUCAUCAGCUCGGCGCGCACUCGCUGGGAAUGGCGCACUCUCCGGCCAUCACGCAGGCCUACUCUCUCCAGCCCGAGUAUCAGCCGAUCGGAGGAGGUCUGAUGAAUAGCGGAGCGGUCAUGUCAUCAUCGGUGGACUACCACCAGCUGAGUCGACACAUGGCCAACCAUCAGCCAUCUCUCGACUGGAGCGGAGAUUACCACGGCAACGGAGGUCCCCAGCGAGAUAAAACUUUGUACCUGAGUUAAUUUCAGAACAAAGUGACUCCCAACGUCCUUUGCCACAGUACGGUGAGACCUCGUUCAAACCUCUACGGGAGCCAGGCACUCAAGCGGACUUGCAGCGGAGCCCCCCCUCCCCUCCAAAAAAGACAGACAAAAGUCCUGACUAAAUGUCAGUUUACGCAGAAUGGUGUACAGUAAGAGCUGACAGAAAAUAUGAGAAACUCAACGAAUGGCGCCACAUCACUGUGUCCUGGAGGAAGAGAGGACAGGUCAAAAGAGGAAGACCCCCCCCUCCCCCGCUCCUGCACAUAAAUUAGUUAGACCGGUCCAAUUUUAUCUCCUACUUAAGUGUAUAUUGAUUCGAAAUGAAAGGAUGUGUUACACAAAGGAAGUUUUUCAGUUUUUGGCCUGGGCUCUGAAGAGUGAAGGUUGGUGUAUAUAAUGUCAUUCAGAAGCCCUCGCAAAGGGGUCAUUCUAGCCAACUGCGACAAAGCAGUAUUAAGGAUCACGCUUAAAAAGAAGAAAAAAAAAAAAAGGAAAAUGGCAUUGUCAUAAUUUGAUACAAUAUUACUAGAAUACAGAGUUCUUUUUCCAAGAUAAUGAAUGCACCAUUUUGCCCUUGUGACAUUCCAACUUCAUUCUCAUAACAUGAAGUAUUUAUAUUCUGACACCUUUCGUUUAAGACUGUUUGUUUUUUCUUUUCUUUUCAGCGUGGCCCUCAUAAAAUUCUUAUCAACCCCCAAACAUAAAUAAAUACAUCCAAAUAAAAAAUAAAUCUACCUGCUUUUUUUUUUUUUUUUUAAUCUGAACUGGACUACCCGUUCUAAAAAGUUCUGAAGAGCGCUUGUAAAAUCCUGUCAGGUAAUUGUUCAUGCUGUCCCCAUCGUCCAUCGCUGCAGCCAAAGGAAAAAGAGCACAGCACACACAAGCCCGCCAUGUUCUCUUGUCAUGGCGCUCUCACAUCUGUUGACCACAAAGUGUAUUUCAGUCCUUGAUAUGAAGAAAUUUCAACUACUUAUUUGCUGAAUUCAAAACUUGAUAUGAUGGCGGCUCCUCCCCCAUGUGUCUGUCUUGUCUGUUUUCCAGAAUUGAUUUGGACCCAAAAUGCGUACGUGCUUGUGUGUGUGCGUUCAUGAGUGAGCGAGCGAGCGUGCUGGAGAGAAAGUGGAGAGGUUGAUAUCGAGAAGGAGCGCGCUCUCUUUUGUCAUCUCGACUUCUCUGUGCACAGAGGCUAUUUAUGAACCCCUAACUAUUGCUUUGCUGGCUGUGUUUCAAUGUUUUCAAUCAAGUUAUGUUUUUAGUGUUCAAGUCUUUCUUGCUCACCUUAUCUUUUUUUUUUUUUUUUGUAUUUUAUGUAUUUUGGGGCAGAUGAAAGGACUCUGGGCAACAACCAUGAAGAUUUUCUUAUUUUUAGAUUCU
Molecule: messenger RNA, 3724 nt
Organism: Hippocampus comes (tiger tail seahorse)
Lineage: Eukaryota; Metazoa; Chordata; Actinopteri; Syngnathiformes; Syngnathidae
Gene: tox
Product: thymocyte selection-associated high mobility group box
Exons: 10
Coding region: 428-2329 (633 amino acids)
Biological process (GO): regulation of transcription by RNA polymerase II; leukocyte differentiation
Cellular component (GO): nucleus
Molecular function (GO): chromatin DNA binding
Source: RefSeq, a predicted model, not a curated record